Molecule: messenger RNA, 2684 nt
Organism: Ricinus communis (castor bean)
Lineage: Eukaryota; Viridiplantae; Streptophyta; Magnoliopsida; Malpighiales; Euphorbiaceae
Product: crossover junction endonuclease EME1B
Exons: 12
Coding region: 281-1981 (566 amino acids)
Biological process (GO): DNA repair
Cellular component (GO): nucleus; Holliday junction resolvase complex
Molecular function (GO): DNA binding; nuclease activity
Source: RefSeq, a predicted model, not a curated record
UGCUCUUACUAUUAGGACUCAGAAACGGUUAACUUUGAAACCUUAUAGGGAUUUUUUAUUGGGUUUGGAACCUAAUGAUGGCCCAUUCCUAGACAGACAACUGGGACACACUUGGAACGAAACAAAUCCAUUCUAAUCCGAGCAUGAGAAAACCUCAAUCAUCAUAACCAAACAUCUCCUUUUCCCUCAACAAUCCCGCGCUUAUUCGAAGACGAACCAAAUCAAAUCCAUAUCAGAAGCUCUCUAAUCUUCCAGACUCUGCAAUUCAUUGUUCCAAACAAUGUCGAAUACAAUAAUUCUCUCCGAUGACGAAGACGACCAUAAGACUCCAGUCCCUUCUCUUCCCAAGAAACCCAGAACCAUAGAACCUAACCUCCACUUCCCUACCAUCCUCGUCCUCGAUGAUGACCCUACCCCACCGAAACCUGGGCCCACCACUUCCUCUUCCUCCACGCCCUCUUUCGUCCCCGAUACUCCAAUGUCUGAUCUCUCUAUCGUUAAAUGCACAUUUGCUCCUUCUAAUCUCCAUUCUAGGGUUUCUAAUUCUGAUACAGUGCUCUCAGGAAGCAGUCAAUUUGUAUGUUUGGAAUCUGAGGAUGAUGAGUCAGAAAGUGGCUCUGCAAUGGAAAAUUGGAAGAACAGUGUAUUGGGCAUUAGUGACGACGAGACAGACAAGAUGGCAUGGAGUGAUAGAUUAUAUGGCUCUAUGGAUAUGCUUGGGGAUGCUAAUCCAACCCAGAAACAUGGGGACAAUUCUUCAGAACCACUUACAUGGCAAGAUGAUUUAAAUCAGGUAAAUUAUGAUCCUGAUAAGGAAAAUUGUAGCAUGGAGCAGAUUAGUACCAAUGCAAAAAAGAUAGGAACUAAUGUUUUUUCUAAAGAGAAAGGUAUAACAAAGAAGCCGACGGGCAAGAAGAAGCUGACAAAAGAGGAAAGAAAUCUUCUCCUAGAAGAAAAAAAGCAAAAGAAAGAGCAAGAGAAGUUGCAAAAAGCAGCUCAGAAGGCUCAAGCUGCAGAAUUGAAAAAAUUGGAGAAGGAAAAACAAAAGUGGGAAAAAGGGAAGUUUGCUCUGAAGUCUAUUAUUGUUGAGUUAGACAUUAAAGUUGUAGAACAGGGAUCAAUUGGAGGACAUUUGCUUACCAGGUUCUCUGAAAAAGGUGUUACAUAUCGCUUAACAUCAAAUUCUAUAGAAAAAUCUAUUGUCUGGACUAUGAGUGUUCCAGAACAUAUUUCUCAGCUUUCUCCCAAGGGAACUGAGGUACAAUACGUGUUACUUGUAUAUGAGGCUGAGGAGUUCUGCAAUCUUGUUAUCAAUGAAUCACUUUUGGAUCAUGUUUCUAGAAUUCGAAGUCGUUAUCCAUCGUAUACAGUUUGCUAUCUCACAAAUAGGCUGAUGGCUUAUAUCAAUAAAAGGGAAAAGGAGCAAUACAAGAAUCCAGAAAAUGAUAAUGGUUGGAGACGUCCACCUAUUGAAGAGGUACUGGCGAAAUUGACCACUCAUUUUGUCAGGGUACAUUAUAGGCAUUGUACAGAUGAAGCAGAACUUGCUGAACAUGUUGUUGGUUUGACAUGCAGCCUGGCAUCUUGCCAGUUUAGAAAUAAGUUAACACGAUUAUCUGUAAAUGCUAACGGGGCUCUUGUCCCCAAGGACUCUGUUGACAGGAAUUUAAUAAAAAAGAGUACAUGGUUAAAAGCUUUGGUAGCUAUUCCCAAGGUGCAGCCACGAUUUGCUGUCGCUAUAUGGAAGAAGUAUCCUACCAUGAAAUCUCUUUUGCGUGUUUACAUGGAUCCUAGUAAAUCGGUGCAUGAAAAGGAAUUUCUGCUCGAGGACUUGACUACAGAAGGUUUACUCGGUGGUGAAAGAAGGGUAGGUCGGAUUUGUUCAAAGCGAAUCUACAGAAUACUUAUGGCUCAAAGUGGAAGCAUCAAAACUGAUGAUGUUGAGGAUGGUGCUGACUUUUUCAGACAUGAACAAUCUUGACUAACUCUGCCCUGUUAUUCUCCGCGAUUAUUGUAUAUAUCAUGCUUCUUACAAUGCUUUCUUCGGGAGAACUGAUUUGGUCAAAGCACUUCAAGAUAGCACAAUAUUCUUGAAGUUGUAGCUGGAAUUCACUUCCUCAAAUGGCAUCAGAAUCGACAGGGUCCUCAAUCUUUAAGCAUCAUGAUCAGUAGCUAGGUAUGUCAAUAAACUGAUGAUGUGCAAAUUAAAUCAAUCUCCAGAGCAUAUUAGGUGAGUGGAGUACUCCUCACCUUCCCAUAUGAGUUUGAUAAAUGAAAGUAAUCGAAAGCCGCAUUGAGCUUUUUAUUCUGAUUUUUGUUUUUUGAAUAAAACUAAAUGAGCUGGAUUUUUUGAAAUAUAAGUAAAGAAGAACCUUUUUUCAUGGUUCGGGAGUAGCUGGAUUUUCUAACUAUGCGAAUUCUGGUGAAUUAGUUAUAGAGAUUCUGGUUUGUAAGGAUGUCUUAAGAAUUUGUUUCAGGAGUAUGGUGUUGAGAAAGUGUUACAGAAAUGAGAACAAUUGAAGACAACCCCUUGUAAUUAUGCUUGCUGUUUAUUAUUCAAACAAAAAUGACAGCUCCUUCUUGUUCUUGUAGUGGCAUAGCAUGAACAUCAACUUAGCUGUCCAGAGGUGUGUCUGCAUCACUUCAACAGUUACUCCAUACCAUAAAUUUCUUCUUUCUUGGUU